AUUUCCAAGCUCCUCUACACAACCAAAAAAAAAAUUAAAAAGCUUGCGUUUUAGUUUCUCUUGUUGAAGCUCUUUAGUGAGAGAAAGAGAGAUCAGAUAACUGCCAGCCCUCUUUUUUAGAGAGAGAACAGUCAUAAACAGCUCUAAAACCCACUCAGCCUUCCACAGAUUAUCAAACAUAAUUGGUUCGGAUUUAGGUUUUUAAAAAUCAAUUAAUUCGUUAGGGUUUUGGAGUGAAUUUGAAGAAGUUUGGGAUUCUUUAAAUUAGGGUUUCGAUUAAGUAUUGGUUAGCUGUAUUGGAUUUUGUUUUAUUGUUUGUCUGGUUGAGUUAGGUUUUGUUUUAUGUUGUGGUGGAAUUUAGUGUGUGUGGUUGUUUGCCCUAAUGUGAGUGAAAGCUGAGGAGUUAGGGUUUCUAAUGGGGAGUACUGGUGAACCUGACCGAAAACGGCGUCUCUUUAGCUCUAUAUCUUCGCCCACGGCUGCCAUGGCUAAGAAGCAGCCGUUUUCUCACUCCUCUGAAGAUAAUAAGCUUGAUGCUGCGGUUCUUCAGUUCCAGAAUCAAAAGCUUGUACAGAAAUUAGAAGCUCAAAAGGUUGAGUAUUGUGCAUUAGAAAAUAAGUGCUCACGUUUAAAAGAGAAGCAACAGCCUUAUGGUCCGACAUUGAAAGCUGUCAAUAAUUCUUGGGGAGUGCUGCUUACUGACCUGGAAGCGCAUUCCAUCAGCACAAGAGAGUCUAUGGCCGGGCAGAACAUUAGCAAGUGUCCAAUUAAUGAGGAUGGGGUUUUAUCUUCUUUCAAGGAUGAUUUCCUGAGCAGACUCGUUGAAACUGGUGCAACUGAAAAUUCCUCUGUAAAUAAUUGUCUCAAUCCCAUGGAAGAAGAGAGAGAAAAUUCCUCUGAAAAAAUUAAGAACAUUUUAUGUAAUAUAGUAGUUGCUAUUAAUGACCUUUGGCAUCUAAAGGAUGGAUUGCAUGCAAAAGUUUUGAAAGAGAUAUCAGAGGAUGGUGCAUGCAGACAAAAGGAGUCUUGUGAGUUAGAAUCAGAGGUUAAGAACUUGAGAUCAGCACUAAGCGAACUUCAUUUGAAGCACAAAUCUCUUGCAAGGGAAUUGCACAGCCACAGAGACACUGAUGCAAAAAAUAAAGCUGAGUUCAAGCGCCUAAAAGAGGAAUUGGAGAGUGCAGUUUCAGAAUUAGAAGAGAGUAAUUCUAACCUGGCAUCUCUUAAAGCCGAAAGAGAUGCAACCAAAGGGGCAUUUUUUCCUAUCCUAAACCUUGGAACUAAACCUGAUUCUGGCGAUAAGACCAGAGAUAAACAAAAGAAUCUCCAGGAAAUGGAGUAUACUCUCAAAGAGCUUCUGGAUCAAGCUUCCACCCGGAUGCAGGAACUUAAAGGUCUUCAUGAUGAAAGGAUAAAUAUAUUGCAGCAGUUAUCUCAAUUGCAGAACUCGGUGAAGAAUGUGAAGUGUAUUUCUUCCUCACAAGCCUGCAUUUUGGUGAAAGAUCAACUCGAAAAGUCAAAAUCAGAGAUCUCCCAGUAUCAGGCCUUGUAUGAGAAACUACAGGUCGAGAGGGAUAAUCUUCUCUGGCGAGAAAAGGAAUUGGGCAUGAAAAAUGAUUUAGUUGAUGUUUUCCGAAGAUCCUCUUCUGUUGUGGAUUCUAGAAUUGCUGAUCUGGGCAUAGAGAUCAAGCGACAGAUUAAUGAGAGAAAUAUGAUUCAGUCUAAGCUGGAAGAGGCAUCUAGAGAACCUGGAAGAAAAGAAAUCAUUGCUGAAUUCAAAGCCUUGGUUUCCUCAUUUCCUGAGGAAAUGAGCAAUAUGCAACGUCAAUUGAGAAGUUACAAAGAGUCUGCUUCGAACAUUCAUUCUUUGCGGGCUGAUGUGCAAUCUCUUUCUACCGUUCUUGAUAGAAAGGUUAAAGAGUGUGAAAAAUUGUCUAGCAGAUCCAAGAAUCAAGUUGCUGAGAUACAAAAGUUGCAGUCUGUGGUCCAAGAUCUAAGAGAAAGUGAUCGAGAGUUGAAGCUGAUUCUGGAAAUGUAUAGACGUGAAUCCACAGAUUCAAGGGAGGUCUUGGAGGCUAUGGAUCUUGAAUAUAACGUAUGGGCUCAGGUUCAAAGCUUGAAAUCCUCUCUCGAUGAGCAGAAUUUGGAAUUACGAGUUAAGAAUGCAAACGAAGCUGAGGCCAUAUCCCAGCAGAGGCUAGCUGCUGCAGAAGCUGAAAUUGCUGACAUGAGACAAAAAUUAGAAGCUACAAAAAGCGAUAUAUCUAGAUCUUCUGAUGUUCUGAAAUCCAAAAAUGAGGAAAAUGAAGCUUACCUAUCAGAAAUAGAGACAAUUGGACGAGCAUAUGAUGAUAUGCAAACUCAAAAUCAGCAUCUGCUACAUCAAAUUACGGAGCGAGAUGAUUAUAAUAUUAAGCUUGUUUUAGAAGGCGUGAGGGCAAGACAGCUGCGGGAUUCUCUACUGAUGGACAAACGAACAAUGGAAAGAGAGAUUCAGCAAGCUAACAUUUCUUUUGAUUUCUAUAAUGUGAAAGCUGCAAGGAUCGAAGAUCAGUUGAAAAUUUGUUUGGACCAGGUUCAAACACUCUGUCAAGAGAAGAUUCAGAACUCGGUGGCACUAGAAAAUACUCAAAAGCGAUUACUUGAUGUAAAGAAAACAUCUAAUCAAUUAAGAGAGUCACGGGAGGAUUCACAAUCUAAGGUUGAAAGCAAUCGAGCAGCUCUUUUGGAGCUACAGAUAGAACUAGAGAGAGAGAGGUUUGACAAGAGAAGAAUAGAGGAGGACUUGGAAGUAGCAAGGAGAAAGGUGUUAUCUCUUCAAGCCCCGACUGAAGAGUCAUUGGUUCUAGAAAAGCUUCAGCAGGAACUCAAAGAGUACAAGGACAUUGUGAAGUGCAGUAUAUGCCAUGAAAGACCUAAAGAGGUUGUGAUUACAAAAUGUUUCCACUUGUUCUGCAAUCCCUGUGUACAAAGAAUUAUUGGAAGCCGUCACCGCAAGUGUCCAGCAUGUACCAUGAGUUUUGGGUCUAAUGAUGUGAAGCCUGUUUACAUCUGAUGGGAAUUUUCUUUUGGUGAUAAGCCGUCUAGUGCUGCUAGAUGACGAGGUUCAUUUUUUGAAUUGCGCCCACUUUUCUUAAUUAGAGGCUGUUCCUUUUGGAUUGCCACAAGUUUGUGCGUGUUAGAAUUGAUUGAAAAAGAAAGGUGAAAGCAUACAGCCGAUGUGCCUCAAUCUCUCAAAAGGUGUCUGCUUAUCAAUCUCUGAUUGUGCCUCCUCAUAGUUCCUUCCAGCCGAUGCUUGUUUCUUCAUUAACUGCCGCUCAGAGCCACUGCAAGCUUCGAAGUUGAUGGAAUGGUAUUAUUGGGGAAGAAGGCGCCUUUUGAGAGUGGCGAUUGGUGUUGUAGGCCUCUAUAUUGGCGCACUGCAUUGGUAAAUUGAUAUCACUAUCAGUGUAGUUUAGUGUAGUGUAGGGAGAGUAAACAUAAAUUUUUGGCUGUACAGGUUUUAGUAUAACACAUUACGUUAGGUUUUUAGAAAUUUUAGUUUCUGUUGUGUUUUUUUUUAACGAAUUAGUGGUGUUUUAUAAUCAUAAUCAUAAUCAUAAUGAUAAUGAUAAUAAUAAUUUGUGCGAGAUGUCA
Messenger RNA from Mercurialis annua (annual mercury), 3636 nucleotides. Its product is annotated as E3 ubiquitin-protein ligase BRE1-like 1. The transcript has 19 exons. NCBI's taxonomy places the organism in Eukaryota, Viridiplantae, Streptophyta, Magnoliopsida, Malpighiales, Euphorbiaceae. The coding region runs from base 416 to 3055 and encodes 879 amino acids. The record is from RefSeq and is a predicted model, not a curated record. Gene Ontology annotation, cellular component: nucleus; HULC complex. Gene Ontology annotation, molecular function: ubiquitin protein ligase activity.